GACAUCGACGGUCAGUCAGACGACGAAUACGACGCGACGUUAAAAAUGCGUGUGGCCGAGUUUUCAAUCGAUCGAUGAAAGUUUCUGCGCUUGAGUUCCAGUGUCGGCUUUUUAUCGGUUAAGUGCGAGGGGGAAUGUGAUGCUAUAUUUUUCAAGCGUUCAACCUCCACCUCACGGAAACGUCAUGAAGCCAAAUAUUUUCGUUUGGUUGGUGUUCAAGUGGACGCUGCUGUUGAUGAAGACGCUAGGUACUUCGGUUGUUUCUUCGUACGUAGAAAACUCACUCGAUUUCCCUUCAAAGGAGAGCGGAAAUCAUUUGAAGGAUUACGUGACCGUUGUUUCUUUAACGCAGAAAGGUUAUAUCCAGUUUUUGAAAUAUGAUAUUGAAGUGCCGGAGAUGAACGAGUAUACUUUCUGCUUGUGGUUUCGAAGCAGUAACUUAAGCUACAGUCAUCCGUUACUGUCCUAUUCGAGACACGAGGAGGAACGUUUAAUACGCAUCUGGAUAUCGCCGCACGGCAAAGACAUAAAUCUGGAAAUUCUGCAGGUUCCCGUGUUCAAGAUCGCAUAUCAGUUUGCGGAAAACAAGUGGUACCACGUAUGUCAAUCGUGGUCGUCCAUCGACGGCUCGUGGAAUGCGAUAGUAAAUAAGGAAAUAUACAAUGGAUUCUCCGGCGAGUUGGUCGGAGCCCCGAUAAAAUCCGGAGGUGACGUCGUGGUAGGCCAAGAGUACACGGACUUCGACAAAGGCCUGGACGACGGUAUCGAAGGCGACGUUGCCGGUUUUAAUUUGGUUCGGAGCGCCGUUCGCCCACAUCAGGGAACGAAAGAAACGUAUUUCAGGCGGAAUCACUUCCCCAACAAGCGUGUAAUUUACCAGGAAGCGACGAAAUAUCGUCGUUUCGGGAAACUGCCGAGUCCCGUUAAAUCUCUGGGGUUUCUUCUGGUCGAGCUGAGCUAUCGUUGCGGCUAUUUGAGGGGCGCACCCUUAAGCGGCGACAAGGUCAUCGUCAGCUGGACCAAGACGCCGGUGCGAGUGUUCGGCGGUGCCAUAUUGACCAACGUAAAGCCGUUUUGCGACCGUUGACGUUAUUUCCAAAGUAGACUCGAAAACGCGUAAUUGAUGGGCUGUCAAUAGCAUUUCCAACGUUGUCACUUUUGUAAAGUUAAAGUCGUUAUCAGACAAUUCUGUGCGCCGAAAUGCUUGUCUUUGGAACGUCUUUUUUGCACAUGUACGUGUACAGGGUAGCCCGUUUAAUAGGGGCCUAUACCUUUUCUUGAAACCUGCAGGGGUUACAAAUAAAAAAGAAAUACAUUUUUGGAUAGUCAUUUCAAAGACAAAUUCAACGAUAUAUAUAGCAUCUUCAGAAUUCAGGUUAUCGCUGCUUAUUGACUUUUAAAAUUUAUUACCAUCAAUUAUUUUUAGGAAAAUAAUCCUUUUCUUUAGGCAAUGACCAAAUUUAAAAUAUUUUCUUAAAAUACGCGGUGUCGCUUCGUUUCGCAAAAUGAUACUUUUCUCAAUUUUUUUAAAUUAGAUACCCUGUAUAUUUUUGGAUUUUCGAAUAGCCACUUCAAUAGCAAUUUCAAUUAUAUAACAUAGUGCGGGUCUCUGACUUACCGUUUUGGCUUAAUUGGCAGAUAAAAUUAAAAACUGGGUAUAAGAUUUAAAUUAUUAAGAUAUGAAACUGGGAAUUAGGUCCUUAUCAACUUGUUCACAACGGUUUCAGAGCAUUGUUAAGAAGUUAUAGUAGAAACAGAAUAUUGAGCUUUGCACAAUGAUUCCAAAUGUCUCAAAUUACUUAUUUCUACGUUUAAACCUCUACGUGAAAUGAUUACAAAAAAUUGACGCUAACUACUAAUGCAUAUUACUUACAAGUAAAAUUAAUUAAAUUAGUUUUUUAAUAUGUCAAUCGCUUGGAGACGCAAAUCGUUUGCUGCACUUCCAAAACUGUUGACGGUUUAUCUUUUUAAACCAUAUCUUUCAAUGUGCCCCACAAAAAAAGUCCAUCGGUGACAAAUCUAGACUCGUUGCUGGCGGUUUUGUCCAAUCCAUUGUCUGAAAUUUUCGUUUUAAAAACGACCGCAGCAUUUCGAUGGUAAGGAGCGCCAUCUUACUGCAAAAUUAAAUUUUGGUGCUCUCUUUGGGGAAUAUUAUUACAGAGAACUACUAUUGUUUUAUUAAGAAUAAAGUUUUUUUUCCAUUUAGGACUUUAUUUAGAAGAUUCUUACAUUAUGAAUGUUAAAGAAUUUAUGUAUUAUUGGAAAAUAAUUGGCAAUUAAGGUAAGUUACAAAUCCUUACUAUGUUAUAUAAUUGGAAUUGCUAUUAAAGGGGCUAUUCGAAAAUCCAAUAAUAUAGAGGGUGUCUCAAUUAAUAAAAUUAAGAAAAACAUCAUUUUGCGAAACGUGACACCACUACUAAUUUUAAGAAAAUAUUUUAAAUUUAUCAUUUAAUCAUUGCCUAAAGAAAAGCACUACCUAACAAAGAUGGUUUAAACAUCACCCGAAUUGUGAAGAUGAUCGCUAUUAAGUUCGUUCGUUGAAUUUGUCUUUCAAAGGACUAUCCAAAAAAUGCAAUAAAAUGAAGGGUGUUCUAUUUAAAAAAAUGUAAAUGUGUUUUAUGAAAAAAAGGUCCUUUUAAUAGAAACAACUUUUGUAUUUAAUUUUUUUUGUAACCCCCGUAGGUUUCGAGUUAAGGUAUAGGCCAGUUUUAAACGGGCCACUUCGUACAUAUAAUGUUAUAAAUAUAAAUCAUAAUUUAUAAAAAUAUACAAUAUGAAUUAUUUUGCCGAAUGUUUUUUUUAGUAAGAGUUAGAAAGUCAUGGACUUUAUUUUAUGAAUGAUUUUUGGACGUAAUUUUUCUCGAGUGAUGCGCACAACAAAAUAUCUAUCAUCUAUCUGUCACACUUGGAAAACAGUGUGGAGUCUUAACGAGCGCACGGUUACCGCUAGUGUAACAAACUAAUUUAGCCUCUUUAAUAACUAUGACACAGGAAAAAAAAUCAAAUAAAAAUUGUU
Cylas formicarius (sweet potato weevil) is the source of this 3016-nucleotide messenger RNA. RefSeq names its product neuronal pentraxin-2-like. Lineage: Eukaryota; Metazoa; Arthropoda; Insecta; Coleoptera; Brentidae. Bases 140 to 1087 code for a protein of 315 amino acids. The transcript is spliced from 5 exons. The record is from RefSeq and is a predicted model, not a curated record.